AUGUUGCGCCAGCCGCUGACACGGGCGCUUGCGCUGUCCCCAAGCCGAGUAGCUCCUUCGACAGCCCGGAAAUAUGCUGGUCAAGUACAAGCGCAACCUGAGAAAGUCGAAGUCUUCAUUGAUGAUAAACCUGUUUAUGUUCCACCUGGCACAACUGUAUUGCAGGCAGCGGCUCAAGUAGGUGUUGAGAUUCCUCGAUUCUGUUAUCAUGAAAGAUUGGCUGUAGCUGGAAACUGCCGCAUGUGCUUGGUUGAAGUGGAAAAAUCUCCUAAACCAGUUGCAGCAUGCGCUAUGCCUGUUAUGAAAGGAAUGAGGGUUAAAACAAACUCUGAUCUUACAAGGAAGGCAAGAGAGGGUGUGAUGGAGUUCCUUCUUGUUAAUCAUCCAUUAGAUUGCCCUAUUUGUGACCAGGGAGGAGAAUGUGAUUUACAAGACCAGUCUAUGGCAUUUGGCUCUGAUAAGAGUAGAUUCACAGAUAUACAUUUUUCUGGAAAAAGGGCUGUGGAGGAUAAAGAUGUGGGUCCUUUAAUUAAGACAAUCAUGACCAGAUGCAUCCAUUGCACCCGAUGCAUUCGGUUUGCGUCGGAAGUGGCUGGGGUUGAUGACUUUGGUACUACUGGUAGAGGAACUGAUAUGCAGGUUGGUACAUAUGUUGAGAAAAUGUUCCUGUCUGAGCUGUCUGGAAACAUCAUCGAUCUCUGCCCAGUCGGCGCGCUCACUUCCAAGCCUUACAGCUUCGCCGCUCGACCCUGGGAGACCAGGAGGAUUGAUUCCGUAGAUGUAUUGGACCCUCUGGGCAGCAACAUUGUGGUGGCGACGCGCACCAACGAAGUAUUACGUAUUCUGCCGAGAACGAAUGAGGAAAUCAAUGAGGAGUGGCUAUCAGACAAGUCGCGGUUCGCGUGCGACGGGCUCAAGCGACAGCGGCUGGUGACGCCGAUGCUGGCGGACAGUCGCGGCAACCUCACGCCCGUGGAGUGGGAGGACGCCAUUGUGGCGGCGGCGCGCGCGCUCCGCGACUGCCCGCCCGGCAAGUUGCUAGCGGUGGCCGGUGAUUUUGCGGACGCAGAGUCGCUGGUGGCGCUGAAGGACCUCAUCAACCGCCUCGGCUCUGAGGACGCGUGCACGGAGCAGUACUUCCCGCUAGAGGGCGCCGGCACCGACCUGCGCUCUUCAUACUUGUUCAAUACGAAGAUUGCCAAUGUGGAAGAUGCUGAUUUUGUGCUACUAAUCGGUACAAACGUGCGGUUCGAGGCGCCAUUACUCAACGCGCGCAUACGUAAAGCUUUCGUGCACAAAGAGACCGAUAUCGCGCUGAUCGGGCCAAAGGUCGACCUCACAUACGAAUAUAUUCAUGUAGGUGACUCAGCCUCCAUCGUGAAAGAUUUAGCCACCGGUACCUCUUCACAUGAAGUGCUCAAGAGAUUGGAGAGCGCCAAGCGGCCGGUGGUCAUCCUCGGCGCUGAUCAGCUGAAGACUCCCGAGGGUGCUGCUCUGCUGGCCUACACCCAGGAGCUGUCCUUACGUCUGCAGGAUAAACUUGAAGAUAAGGAAUGGAAGGUGCUGAACGUGCUGCAACGCACGGCGUCGCAGGUGGCGGCGCUGGACAUCGGCUACCAGCCGGGCGCGGGGCGCGCGCUGCGUGCGGGCCCGCGCGUCGUGUACCUGCUGGGCGCCGACGCCGGCCUCGUCACGAGAGACGACCUGCCUAAGGAUUGCAUCGUUAUCUAUCAAGGGCACCACGGCGACGCGGGCGCGGCCAUGGCGGACGUCGUGCUGCCGGGCGCGGCGUACACGGAGAAGCGCGGCACGUACGUGAACGCGGAGGGGCGCGCGCAGCAGACGCUGCCCGCCGUCACGCCGCCCGGCAAGGCCAGGGAGGACUGGAAGAUCAUACGAGCUCUAUCGGAGGUGGUGGGCGCGCGGCUGCCGUACGACUCGCUGGACGAGGUGCGCGCGCGCCUCGCGGAGGUGAGCCCUGCGCUCGUGGCGUACGGUGACGUGCAGGACAACAACUACUUCGCGCAGGCACGCGCGCUCGCGCAGAGCCUUCAAAAGCCAGUAUCGGGUAAAUUGGACGUGCAAUUGAAACAGUUGGAGGACUACUUCAUGACGGACUCCAUUAGCCGUGCCUCCCCCACCAUGGCCAAGUGCGUGCAAGCCGUUCUCAAGCAAAAACAGUCCCCGUAC
This is a messenger RNA of Brenthis ino (lesser marbled fritillary), 2190 nucleotides long. The record is from the annotation of a GenBank genome assembly. Lineage: Eukaryota; Metazoa; Arthropoda; Insecta; Lepidoptera; Nymphalidae.